Messenger RNA from Penicillium macrosclerotiorum, 621 nucleotides. RefSeq lists its product as uncharacterized. The record is from RefSeq and is a predicted model, not a curated record. Bases 1 to 621 code for a protein of 206 amino acids. NCBI's taxonomy places the organism in Eukaryota, Fungi, Ascomycota, Eurotiomycetes, Eurotiales, Aspergillaceae. The transcript has a single exon.
AUGGACCCAGAGCUCAAGACCACCGUAUUGAAGAAUUUCAAGGUAGAGCGUAGGACUAUUGUGGCACACCUCAGAGCACUAUCCAAAGGGCAAAUAGAAGACGGAGCACUCCAAUGGACGAAGACUAACUUGGUUCGUAUACGAAAUACCCUGUCUAUGUGGUCUUUAGCCCUGGAAGAGACCGAAGUGUCCUUCUUUGCAUGCUACCCGCAGAAAUGCGAGGCCCUCGCAGCCAUCGCAGAAGAGAUCGGGGAUGGCUUGGAGUUGGUCAAUGGAGGGAUUACCCCAAUCAAUCGGAAAAAAUUGGCUAUGCUGGCCAUGCAAGUGGGAAGGCUCACAGUGGAUGGCUAUACUGAAGUGGACUCGGUGUCAGUGAAAAGUGCCAUCCAGGCUGAGAGAGAGCAGCGGAAGUGGGAUAUCCGGGCCCCAGAAAGUGAGACAGAGCCAAUGCAGAAACUUCGAGAAAUUUGGACUCGAAUGCAUAUCAAAGUCAAAGAAUGCGGAUGCCGCCAAUGCUUGGACUGGUAUCUACCUUCAGUUGAUCCCCCCCUUAGCCCCCAAAUAUUACCUUCGCCUCCUCCGAGCCCUGAAUCUGAGUCUUCUGGGUCCAGUGAGAACUAA